Physella acuta is the source of this 1771-nucleotide messenger RNA. RefSeq lists its product as uncharacterized. The record is from RefSeq and is a predicted model, not a curated record. NCBI's taxonomy places the organism in Eukaryota, Metazoa, Mollusca, Gastropoda, Physidae.
UGAAAGAUUGCCGGUAGGCCUAGAGACACUCAGAGUAAGAAAUUUAAUAGUAUUCAUCAUCAUGGCAAUGGCAGAGGUGGAAAUGAUAAGCAGGCAUGCUAGAUGUCGAUCAUUGGACCUUGAUGAUGGGACUGUACAAGUUGAAAUAAUGGCUGAUGGUCUUGAACCUGGCAAUAAUAUCCAUGAACCAAAAAAUGGAGUAGUAUACUUUGAUUGGCUCAACAGUCUUCAGGGAUUUGACAUAAGGAUUACAGUAGAGGACAAAAGAGAAAAGAAAGAUACUGAGUUUAUAAGGGUAGUCAAGAGAAUGCCUGGGAAUAUUAUCGAAGCAAACUCUACAUGGCAUGUUGAGAAAGAUAAAGUAGUUAUCAAGAUGAAAAAAGCUGAAAAUAUAUCAUGGAAAGAAAAACUCCAAGCUAAGGGAAUAGACAUUGGAAGCAGCAGUAGUGAGGAAGAUUAAAGACUGAGUGUAACUGACCAGGAACACCUUGCCAUAGAUGGAUCAAGCUGGAGAUAUGUCAUUCAAACUGGGCUUACUUUAAACAAACUCACAAAUGCAAAAAAAUACAAGCAGACUUCAGAUUAACACUAAUCUUUGCUCAUCCCUGCACAAGAUUAUAAUUCUAAAAUUAUGUGCUCCGAAAAACAAUCUACUUUAUGGUUUCUAAGAAUAUUAUAUGCAAAAAUUGUUGAUAUUUUAAUGGAAAAAAACAACUAAAUUUCUUUCUAGAAAAUGCAGUAUUAAUACAAUCAAUGUUGUAUGCUUAAUUGUUUUCAAAGCUAUUUAAUUGAAUUAUUUUUCAUUACUUUUUUAAUACAAUGAUAAAUUAAAUUACAAUGAGUGUUUGUAUGACAGAGCAUGUGUUAGAGCAAAAUUAAAAUAUAUGAGAAGUUAGCUUAAAGUUAACAUCCAUGGGACUAUCUGCAUUUAGUUGACACAUCCAUGUGACUACCAACAUCCAAGGGACACCUGAUUUACUUUGACUCAGCAAGGAUGGUUGAACAUGGCCUUUGUGACACAAUCCCAUAUAUGCAAAGGCCACAGAGGUUUUCAUCUGCUGUAUUUGUUUGUCUAAUAUAGAAUCUAGAUCUUUUGUGCUUCAGAACAUACUUUACUUUUUAAUACAGAUCUUUUGUACUUCAAAAUAUACUUUACUUUUUUAUAUACAUCUUUUGUUUGUAGCGCAUGUAUUGUUCUUUACUUUUUAAAUUGAAUUUACAUGCAAACAUCUUCCAUGCUUCAAAGCAUAUACUGUACUUAACUUUUUAAUGUACAUCUCUCAGGCAUAAAAGCAUAUACUGUACUUUACUUUUUAAUGUACAUCUCUCAGGCAUAAAAGCAUAUACUGUACUUUACUUUUUAAUGUACAUCUCUCAGGCAUAAAAGCAUAUACUGUACUUAACUUUUUAAUGUACAGCUCUCAGGCAUAAAAGCAUAUACUGUACUUUACUUUUUAAUGUACAUCUCUCAGGCAUAAAAGCAUAUACUGUACUUUACCUUAUUGUGUCGAGAUGUUUAUUUUACAAAUAUGUUUAAAUGAAAUAUAAUGUUUUAGAAAUUAGUGCAUAGUGACUUAAUUGUAAUUAAGCAGUAUGAAGCCUUGUGUGUAUUAGUUUUUAAAAUGAUCAUUAACUUUUAUAAUAUUAAAUAAUAUUGCAGUAUUUUUAUACACAUAAAAUGAUACGGGUAUAAUGAAUGAUCUCAUACAUUUAACUUUUGUAUGUUCAUCUUCAUCUGUCUUUUGGCUUGUUUUUUUACAAUUGUGUUGAA